Messenger RNA from Zea mays, 739 nucleotides. RefSeq lists its product as uncharacterized. The record is from RefSeq and is a predicted model, not a curated record. NCBI's taxonomy places the organism in Eukaryota, Viridiplantae, Streptophyta, Magnoliopsida, Poales, Poaceae. Bases 57 to 659 code for a protein of 200 amino acids. Gene Ontology annotation, molecular function: deSUMOylase activity. Gene Ontology annotation, biological process: proteolysis; protein desumoylation. The transcript has 3 exons. Gene Ontology annotation, cellular component: nucleus.
UCUCUAAUUUUGUUUUACAAUAUAUAAAGAUUAAAGGACUCCAAAGACAAAUUGAUAUGAUAUCUCAACGUAAGGAGUUAAAAGACCACAGGUGGCCAAACCUCCAAGUUGCUUCUUGGCCUCUCAGAGAAAUAGACAUGGGAUAUGCAAAGCAGACAGAUAGCUCUUCAUGUGGCCUCUUUCUUUUGAACUAUAUCGAAUACUGGACAGGGGAUGAACUGUCUGACAGUUUUACCCAGGAUGACAUGUCACACUUUAGAAAGAAAAUGGCUGCUAUAUUACUAUCUUCAGAACUGAAUAAGAGAAGGAGGUGUCUGUUAUACAAAAAUGAUAAAGAAGUUGACUCUGGAAGCCCAUCGGAUGUUGAGAUAUUAGAAAACCCAACAGAUUCUAAGAAGAGGAAGCUACUCCACGUGCUUGAUGAUAACGAAGUAGUGUAUGAAGAUGAGGAAGGCCCUAUUACUCAAGCAGACUUGCAAAAGUGGUUUGUUGAUGAUUGGGAUAAAAGAACUCCUGUAAAAGUAUCUAACGAUGGGUGCACCAAUGACUUUUUAAUGGUUGGUCUUUCCACAAAGGACAUGCCAGUGACCAAAGCCGAUUCAAUAGAUGUUUUAUGUGAUUAUAUCAUGACAAUAGAAGACGAUACGACACUAGAGUAAGUGCUCAUUGAUUUAUCUAUUUUAUGUAUAUCAACUACUUAGAUUCUUGAUAUAGACUUUCGUCAUGCUACAUUACAGGA